Molecule: messenger RNA, 1694 nt
Organism: Paramecium sonneborni
Lineage: Eukaryota; Ciliophora; Oligohymenophorea; Peniculida; Parameciidae
Source: the annotation of a GenBank genome assembly
AUGCUAAAUAAUAUUGCUGAAUUUUUGAGGAGAAUCGAUCAAUUUGGAGCAAGUUACAAACCAAGUUAUGCUCAUGGAGAGGUAUAAUUCAAAACAAGUUUGGGGGGGUUGCUAUCAGUUCUGCUAUAUGGAUUAAGUUUGGCGUACCUUAUUUAUGAAUUGAUUUUAUGGAAUUCAGGAAAGAUUUUGCCAAAAAUUACGAGUUAAUAAACAAAAAUUGAAACAUAUUCACUUUUAUUUGAUUAAGUAACUAUAGCUUCAUUUUGUUUGAGAAAACAUACAAGUAUAUAAGAUUAAAUUGAUCCAUUUGACCCUAACAACGUAAUUUUAUUGCCAAUUCUAUAUGAAAUUUUAGAUGAUGUAGUGACAUCACCUUAAACUUUAUUGUCAAAUAAAAAAUCAGAAAAACAUGGUACUUAUUUGAUAGAAGUAAAAAAUAUAGAACUAUCUAAUAAUGAACAUGAAUCAUUAGAUCAUCCAAAUAAAGAAUAUUUAUUAAUAUUUUAGGCUUGUUUAUAAGAGCUUUUACCAUAUGGUUGGUAAUGUGCUGAAGAAGAAACAAUUAAAUAGUUUUUUAAUCAAAAAUAAAACUAAUUAUCUGUACACACUUAUAUAAAUUAAUAUAAUACUUCCACCAAAAAAAUAGAUAUUGUUGAAUAAGACUAUUAUGCAUCUUUUGAUAAUAAAACUACAUAUUUUAGUUAAAUUGUCGUUGGUUCUACAAAUAUUUCAAUAGAUACUGGAUUUUUAUUGGAAAGUUUAGAGAUACUUGAAUUUCCUAGUUAAAUAUAAUCUUACAUUUAAUAAAUGGAUUUAGAUUACUUUGCUCAUAUUUUUAAGCAUAACGUCUUUAUAGUUUUUGAAUUUGAAUUAGGAACAUUAUAAGAAACUUUGCAUGUAGAAUAUCCAAAAGUAUCUGAAGUAUUGGCAAAUAUUGGAUCUAUUAUUUCUUUCUUCUUAUUCUUUUCUCAUGUUGCCUAUAUGAUAAAUGAGAAAAAUCUAGAGCUUAAAGUCUUAAGAACUUUAAUUGAAAUGUAUUAUCCUUAAAUUAAAGACAUUACUUUUAAAAAAAGUUUUUUUGGAAAAGUAAUUGAGAUUAUGUACAAAAAUUAAAAAGUAUCAUAAUCAUUUUAUUAAACAUAUAAUAAAUUAUUAGAUAUAUCUAAAACUAAAUUAUGUCUAACCAAUCAGUUAUAUGAGGUAUCAAGAUUAUAGUUCAUAUUAAAUUAAAUUUGUGAUAGAUAAGUUAUGAAGAAUUGUCAUAAAAUUGGAAUUAAAUUAAAAUCUCUAUAAUUUGAACGAGAAAAAGAACAAUUUAAGCCAACUAAUCUUAAGAUUGAGAAUAUUGUUCCAUAAGAAUUGAAAUAAGAAAAUGUAGAAAGUUAAUCUAUUGAAGAAAUCAAUAUUAUAAAAGUAGUAAAAUAUUUAAUUUAAACUUAUAGAAUCCCUAGCUUUCAACUGAAAACCAAUAAUCCUCACUAUAAAUUUACUAAUUAAAUUAAUCAUAAAGCUUAUUUUUAAGAAAUGUAAUUGAAAAUGAAGAACCUCAAGAUGAAGAACAAAAUCUAUCAGAUGAAGAUUUUUAUCUUUUAAUGUAGCAUUAACCCAAAAGUCUAGAAUCUCAAUAAAUGGAAUAUGAAAAUGUAACACCUUAAAAUAAUUUUAAAAUAACAAUCAAUCAAAUUGAAAAUUGA